This is a messenger RNA of Helianthus annuus (common sunflower), 1403 nucleotides long. RefSeq names its product cinnamoyl-CoA reductase 1-like. The transcript has 6 exons. Gene Ontology annotation, molecular function: oxidoreductase activity, acting on the CH-OH group of donors, NAD or NADP as acceptor. The coding region runs from base 111 to 1106 and encodes 331 amino acids. The record is from RefSeq and is a predicted model, not a curated record. Lineage: Eukaryota; Viridiplantae; Streptophyta; Magnoliopsida; Asterales; Asteraceae.
AUGUUUCUUGUGUCUGUUUUUGUUUGUGUGUAUAUAUAUAGUCAUAUGUCCUUAAAGAAAUCCAGGUUUAUUAAGCAUUUGCUGAAAAUUGAAAUUAAGACAAAGGAGAGAUGGGGAGGGUGUGUGUAACAGGAGCAGGAGGAUAUAUUGGCUCAUGGGUUGUGAAGCUUUUGCUUUCCAAAGGAUAUGUGGUUCAUGGAACUGUUAGAGACCCAUGUGAUGAGACAAAAAAUGGUCAUUUGAAGAAAUUGGAUAACGCUGAAGAAAGGCUGCAUCUUUUCAAGGCAGAUUUGUUAGAUUUCGAAAGCCUUUGUGCCGCCUUUGCUGGCUGCUCUGGAGUUCUUCAUGUUGCCUCUCCUGUUCCUAGUGGACAUGUGACAAAUCCCCAGGUGGAACUGCUGGAUCCUGCUAUAAUAGGAACACAAAAUGUAUUAAACGCAAGUUUGAAGGCUAAAGUCGAAAAGAUUGUAGUUGUCUCUUCUGCAUCUGCUGUUAUGGCGAGUCCAGAGUGGCCGUCAGACAUGGAACUGGAUGAAAGCUGUUGGACGGAUAUAGAAUACGCCAAAUCAAUCCAACACUGGUAUGGUGUAUCCAAGACGACAGCAGAGAUGGAAGCUUUGAAUUUUGCAAAACGACAUGAUGUGAAAGUGGUAACGAUUUGUCCAUCCAUAGUCAUCGGGCCAAUGCUCCAGUCCACCAUUAAUGUUACCAGCUUACUACUUUUGAGCUACAUGAAAGAGGAAGGCAGAACUCGAGAAGACACGUUGGACAACCUUAGACGUCCAUACGCAGACGUUCGUGACUUAUCAGAGGCGAUUUUGCUGUUAUAUGAAAAUCCCGAAUCUGACGGGAGAUACAUAUGUUCAGCCUACUCAAUUAGGACAGAGGAAUUUGUUGCAAAAAUGGAGAACUUGUUUCCUGGCUACAAUUAUCCCAAAAUCUUUAAAGAGAAUAGUGGUUUUAAUCCACUCAACUCAAAGAAGCUGUUGAAAUUGGGAUGGAACUAUAGGCCAUUGGAAGAGACCAUAGUUGACACCGUCAAGAAUUAUGAAGAAACUGGUUUAUUGGGGAAAGGGAAGCCAUUUCCAUCUACUAUAAGGUUAUAGUACCAUUUUGUUGUUGAAGUAAUUCAAAGUCCUUGAUGAUAUGGCAAACUUGGCAAUCUGGAUGUGGCUUUGAAGUUGCUUUUUUUUUUUUAUCGGAGUAUUUAUUUAUUUUAUGUUUUAUUUAUUUUUGCAAACGUUGGUCAUUUUCUUUAUCGUGGUCAGUAAGCCAGGGUCAUGGGUCAUCAUGCUUGUUUCCUCGGCCUAAAGUAAGUGUUAUUCGGCCCGUUGAGUUUUCUUGUUCAUUAAGUUGUUAACCUUAAUAUGUUCUAUAUAUAUAUCUUGUCUAUCGUAUCGUAA